Molecule: messenger RNA, 4250 nt
Organism: Centropristis striata (black sea bass)
Lineage: Eukaryota; Metazoa; Chordata; Actinopteri; Perciformes; Serranidae
Gene: vps50
Product: VPS50 EARP/GARPII complex subunit
Exons: 28
Coding region: 101-3004 (967 amino acids)
Biological process (GO): retrograde transport, endosome to Golgi; endocytic recycling
Cellular component (GO): EARP complex
Molecular function (GO): SNARE binding
Source: RefSeq, a predicted model, not a curated record
UAUGGCUCCCCUCUCGUAGUGAUGGAGGCGCAUCGUUGACAACAAAACAAACCUGUGACUUUAUUCAUUUAUUUGUCCACUGACACAAGUUGGAUUUAGGAUGCAGAAGAUAAAGUCUCUCAUGGCCCGGCAGGGCCUGAAAAGCCCCCAGGAGAGUAUGGCAGACCUCAGUCCUGUGGAGAAUCUGAGGAUCCCGAGCAAGGAGGAGUUGCGGGAGCUGAGGGAGCAGCCCAUCGACCCCCAGGCAGAGCAGGAGAUGAUCGACAGCAUCGAGGAGGUCUACUUCUCUAACGACUCCUUCGACAUGGUGCAGCACGAACUGGAGAAACUACCACCUGAGCUGAACCUGCAGGAGCUGGAGGAGUACAGAGACAAGCUGAAGAGACAACAGGCAGCAGUUUCUAAAAAGGUCGCUGAUCUCAUUCUGGAGAAACAACCCUCUUAUGUCAAGGAACUGGAGCGAGUGACGGCCUUACAGACCAACCUGCAGCUGGCAGCAGUCAUUUGCACUAAUGCAAGGAGGCAACUGACCGUGGCGAAGGAGGGGUUCACAGAAGCCAGCUUGGGUUUGUUGGCCAAUCAGAGGAGACGACAACUGCUGACGGGCCUGCUGAAGUCACUGAGGACCAUCAAGACGCUGCAAAGAACAGAUGUAAGACUCAGCGAGAUGCUCGAGGAGGAAGACUAUCCAGGUGCGAUCCAGCUCUGUCUGGAAUGUCAAAAGGCUGCCAGCACCUUCAAACACUACAGCUGCAUCAGCGAAUUGAAUUCCAAACUGCAAGACACUCUGGAGCAAAUAGAGGAACAGCUUGAUGUCGCCCUUUCGAAGACUUGUAAGCACUUUGAUGUUUCGCACUACACCAAGGUCCAGCUGGCCUACACCCUCCUGGGCAAGACACAGACUGCUAUGGACCAGCUGCACAUGCACUUCACCCAGGCCAUCCACAACACGGUGUUCCAAGUGGUGCUGGGAUAUGUGGAGCUGUGUGCCGGCAACGCUGAUACCAAGUUUCAGAAGAUGCAGUACAAGGACCUGUGCACGCAUAUCACUUUGGACAGCUACAUUCCCUGCCUGACAGAUCUGUGCAAGGCAUUGUGGGAGGUGAUGCUGAGCUACCACCGCACCAUGCAGUGGCACGAGGAGCAUGACAAACAGGAUACCACACCCACUCCAGAUGACGCAGCAGCAGCAGAGUCUGACGAGUCGGUGGUGGACCGCAGCUAUGUGAAGAAAAAGCUGGAGCAUGGACUGACAAGGAUCUGGCAGGAUGUCCAAUUGAAAGUGAAGGCCUACAUCUUGGGGACAGACAUGUCCAACUUCAAAUACGAUGAUUUCAUAGUGGUGCUGGAUGUCAUCAGCAGGCUGAUGCAGGUGGGUGAGGAGUUCUGCGGCAGCAAGUCAGAGGUCCUGCAGGAGUCUAUCAAACGUCAGAGUGUCAACUAUUUUAAACAUUAUCACAGGGCACGGCUGGAAGAGCUGAGGAUGUUUCUGGAAAAUGAGACGUGGGAACUCUGCCCGGUCAAGUCUAACUUUAACAUUGCUCAGCUCCAUGAAUUUAAGUUCAUGGGCCAGUGUCGCUCUCCGUCCGUUUCCCCGAGCAGACAGGCCACUUCCUCUACCAGCCAGACUCAGGAGGAGCUGUCUCUGUUCCAGCAGUACCUUCAGGAGGGAAACCCCUUUGAGAUGCAUGCUGAGAACAAAGAGGAGGAGACAGAGGAUGUGCUGGCAUCAAAUGGGUAUGAGUCGGAUGAGCUGGAGAAGAGUGUCUAUCAAGAUUAUGACAGCGACAGUGAUGUCCCAGAGGAGCUCAAGCAGGACUACGUUGACGAGCAGACGGGCGAUGUCCCGCUCAAGAGUGUGUCCCGAGAGACCAUAAGAAGCAAGAAAAAGUCUGACUACAACCUCAAUAAGACCAAUGCACCAAUCCUCACCAACACCACCCUCAACGUCAUCCGGCUUGUCGGGAAGUAUAUGCAGAUGAUGAACAUCCUGAAGCCAAUCGCCUUUGAUGUCAUCCAUUGUGUGUCGCAGCUCUUCGACUACUACCUGUACGCUGUAUACACCUUCUUUGGACGCAAUGACAUGUAUGAGUCAUCGGGCCUGGGUCUUAUCAGCAGCAGACUGAGAACCACACUGAACCGGAUCCAGGAGAGCCUCAUUGACAUGGAGGCAGUGGGGGAGAAUACAGGGGUCCACAGCGCAGCAGAGGACAGGAAGGAGAAGGUGCCCAGCCCCCAUCUCAGCCAACUGGUGGUCCUCACUAACAGUGGGACUCUCUAUGGGCUCGCACAGAGGGUGGUGGCCACUGAGUCUCUCGUGUUUCUCGCCGAGCAGUUUGAAUCCCUCCAGUCCCACCUGGACACAAUGAUGCCUGCAGCCAAGAAGCCCUUCCUGCAACAGUUUUAUUCACAGACGGUGUCUACAGCCAGUGAACUUCGGAAACCAAUAUACUGGAUUGUUGCAGCCAAGGCCAUCGACUACGAACAAAUGUUGCUCAUGAUGGCUGGAGUUAAAUGGGACAUUAGGGAGAUAAUGUCACAGCAUAAUGUCUAUGUGGAUGUCCUGUUAAAGGAAUUUGAGCAAUUUAACAAGCGCCUGGAGGAUGUUUCCAGACAUGUGCGUAUCCCGCUGCCUGUGUCCAACGUCCUGUGGGAGCACUGCAUCCGCCUGGCCAACAGGACUCUAGUAGAAGGCUAUGCUAAUGUAAAGAAAUGUAGCAACGAGGGCCGGGCCCUGAUGCAGCUGGACUUCCAACAGUUCCUCAUGAAGCUGGAGAAGCUGACCGACCUGCGACCCAUCCCUGAUAAAGAGUUUGUUGAGACCUACAUCAAGGCUUAUUACCUGACGGAGAAUGACAUGGAGCAGUUCAUCAAGAAUCACAGGGAGUACUCCAUGAAGCAGCUAGCCAACUUGGUGAACGUCUGUCUGGGUUCACAUAUAAACAAGAAGGCACGUCAGAAACUCCUGGCGGCCAUCGAUGACAUCGACAGACCCAAGAGAUAGGUCUACGCACGGAGCAGGCCCCGGACGUACCCACCAGCCACAGAGAUGGACACUCCAAACAGAGGAGCUCCCACAGCGGAGCUCAGCGUAGAAUGUCUUCAUUUACAGUUUACAUGUUGUGGUGUGUUCAGCAAGCUGUACAGCACAUACAGAAGUAGAGAUACCGUAAACAGCAGCUCAAAUGUUAGCCAAAUUAAUUGUUAAUAAUUAGCUAAUUAUCUGUUAAUGUACAACCCUGAUGUGCUCAAAAACACAACUUCAUGAUAUCCUGAUGAACAUUAAUACUAACACUUUCACUCUCCAGCAUGCUGCAGUUACUAUGUGCAUACAGUAAAUGCAUGCUCUUACAUUGUCAUUUAACAAACAUGGCUUAUGAAGUUUUUCUGCGAAAUGAUCCGCAACCACAACAAUUUUAAUCUCUUCAAUGAACCAUGAGUAACAGAUCUUGAGAUUUACAUAAAUAAUCGUACCUAACAGUGUAAUGUGAAGUGUAGCUUGACCACAUUUAUGGCAUCUAUUUUCACCAAAUGUGCUCAACUUCUGAUACAACUGUUGUAAAGUUAUGCGGUUAAAAAGUCCCAAAUACAGAUCUCAGAACAGCCUAUAGUAGUUAUAAACCUCCACUAUUUGCUUCAAAACUUUACCACAUGAUUGAUUGAUGUGGAGAUACAGUAAAUCUGAGUUAUUUCUCACUUUAAUCAUUCAUUUUAAGUUAUUCCAGCCCUUUGCUGUAUAUUAUUAUUUUACUUCAGGUUUUUCGGGACCUAAUUGGACGCUCUUCUUCUUUGGUUUGUUUGUUUUUUCCAUUAAUUACAUAAAUCUAAUAUAAUGAUGAUUCUGAAAAUAAUAUAAAUUGCUGUAGUUAGCGUUAACAUAGAGUAUAUCUGCACUAGCUGCAUUUGUUUGUGAGUCAUAUCUGAGGAGUUGUUGUGAAAGAGCUUUGAAUCCGGUUCUUGUUUUGUAGGUUUGUGCAGUCAGGUACUGAUUAUGUGAUUUCUCAUGAGUUAGUAGUUGAACUGUGUCAACUACACAUGCUUUCCUACAAAGCUUUAAGGCUCCCCGCUCCAGUCAUCUCCCAUUAGUUCAACUUGACCACACUGGCCAAGAUUGAUUUACUGUCAAAAGGUUGGGAGGGAAAAAAUGAAGUAACAGUUUUUGAUAAUGGCUUCAAAUUUUGUGUGCAACUAUUCUAAGAUGAAUACUGUAAAUGUGAAUGUUUUGAACAAUGUCUGUAUUUAUUUCUUGC